AUGGGGAAGCCAUGUAAGAAAAAGACACUCAAAGGAAGAAAUGGCAGAAAGUCGAAAUCUCCUCCUAAAGUGCCGAUCGUGAUUCAGGACGACAGCCUUCCCGCAGGUCCCUCCCCGCAGAUCCGCAUCUUGAAGCGGCCGACGACCAACGGCGUCCUCAGCAACCCCCACUCCGCCAGCCGGCCGGCCUUCCCCGUCAAAUCCUUGGCGCAGAGGGAGGCGGAAUACGCGGAAGCCAGGAAACGAAUAUUGGGCAGCGCGAGCCCCGAGGAAGAGCAGGAGAAACCCAUUCUCGACAGGCCGCCCAGGAUCUCCCAGCCCGAAGACACCCGACAGCCCAACAAUGUGAUCCGACAGCCCCUGGGUCCCGAUGGCUCACAAGGCUUCAAGCAGCGCAGAUAA
Messenger RNA from Leptosomus discolor (cuckoo roller), 402 nucleotides. The record is from RefSeq and is a predicted model, not a curated record. Lineage: Eukaryota; Metazoa; Chordata; Aves; Leptosomiformes; Leptosomidae.